Podarcis lilfordi (Lilford's wall lizard) is the source of this 30239-nucleotide messenger RNA. The record is from the annotation of a GenBank genome assembly. NCBI's taxonomy places the organism in Eukaryota, Metazoa, Chordata, Lepidosauria, Squamata, Lacertidae.
AUGAGGGGCUGGGACUGCAAAGAGAUGCAGACAGUGGCUGAAGGCAAGGGGGAAAACAACGCCUUGGAUAAGGGUGAGCUGGCUGGAGCCGAGGAGCUGCUUCUGAUUGAUUUCUCCAUCCCCUGGGAGCCUGCUGUGGAAGAGCAGGUGCAGGAGGAAAGUGCCUCAGAGGAGUGUGAGCUGCAAGAUGGACGUGAAGAGCUGCUCUCCAUGUGUGCUAGCAGUGCAGGGGGAGAUGCAAGAGGUGUGUCUGCAUUGGCAAGAGGAAUCCGUGUCUCCAGAGAUUCCAGAAGAUGAGGUGCAGCAGGAGGAAUGGAAGGUGCAUGUGAACAUGCAGGAGGAGAAGCUGGCACCUGAGGAAAUGGUGGUGGAGGAACACAUGCAAGAAGAGCUUGCGGCCCAUGUGCAUGUGCCAGAGAAUCAGCAAGCUCUGUUGGGUGAGAUAAAACCUUCCAAUCAGUUUGCCCCAUGGGUGCCCCAAGAUGGCCUUGCAGGAUGGGGACCAGCCCCUAUACUGGGUGCAGCCCAGGGCCCCACGGGCUCACCUUCUGGUUCCAUGAGUUUGGGAGGCAAGAGCUGGGCUUUGGGAAGGAGGCAUGAAGCUCUGACAGAGUCCUCGAGUCCUCCUGCCUCCUUCCCAAAGCCUAGUUAGUGCUUUCCCAGCUUUGAGAAGAAGCGGGGGGGGGGGGCUGGAGGGGGUGCCAAAUUUUGGACUUGCACAGGGUGCCAUAGUACCCAAGUGCAUCCCCAAGUGCUGUAGCACACGUCUUCCUGUGCAGCUCCAAUCCAUCCUGUUCAGGAAGAGCUCAGGAAGAGCUUCCUGAGCUCUUCUUGGGGGCCCUGGCUGUAAGCUAGCACAAGCCAUGGCUGUGGUGAGGUUGUGGUUUGCUUGCAGGAAUGAGUGUGGUCACAACUCAUGAUAAAAUUCUAAUGGAAUGUACUGCAUAUGCUUAUAAAAUUAGAAUAUUUUGCAAGGAACGUUCUGCAGUGAAGUGGUAAACAGUUAACUUGAAUCAACAGCUGCACGAAUGAACGUGUACCUCCCUUGGCAAGUAACCAGUUUCUGUUGUUCUGAACUGUUGGCCUUGAUCCCACCACAGAGUUUCAAUGUGCUUAUAAAUAUAGAAGAGGGCAGGCAGUAGGUGGUGGUGCUGUUGCUGUAGGUUGGGUCCAACACAGUGGGGUCCUGAGAGCUCUUGGGGGCCCUGGCUGUAAGCUAGCACCAGCCAUGGCUGUGGUGAGGGUGUGGUUUGCUUUCAGGAAUGAGUGUGGUCACAACUCAUGAUAAAAUUCUAAUGGAAUGCCCUGCUAAUAAUAAUAAUAAUGAUAAAUUAUUUUAUUUUAUUUAAUCCCCACCCUUCCUGGUUUAAAAACUGGGCUCAAAGUGGCUAAGAGCAAAUAUAAAACACUGAUUAAAAUGUGGCUUAAAAACAGCAUAAAACAGCAUAAAAUACAACGUAAAAUGCAGCAUCGGUAUCAAUAAAUUUCAAGAAUUCAGGGGUCAUUUUUUUUGGGGGGGGAGGGAACCCAGUAAGUAGACAUCUAUGAUCACCAGGGCUAACUGGCCAAGUUGGUCCUACUAGGGCCAGCAAGGAGACAGGGAAGAAUUUAAAUGUGGGGUCCCAGAAAGGGUUUAUUCAUAGAAGAGGAAAGGGGAAAAGGGAAUAGAUGAUCAGGCUAAUUCAAAUUGAAGGCCAGGCAGAAUAACUCUGUCUUACAGGCCCUGCGGAAGGAGAUCGAGUCCUGCAGGGCCCUAGUGUCGUGGGACAGAGCAUUCCACCAGGUUGGAGCCAUCACUGAAAAAGCCCUGGCCCUGGCGGAGGAUAGUCUGGCUUCCGUAGGGCCUGGGACCUUUAAGCUAUUAUUAUUCAUGGACCUUAGGGUCCUCUGCGGGACAUACCAGGAGAGGCAGUCCCAUAAGUAAGAGGGUCCAAGGCCGCAUAGGGCUUAGAAUAUUUUGCAAGGCAUGUUCUGCAAUGAAGUGGUAGAGAGUUAACAUGGAUCAACAGCUGCAUGAAUGGACAUGCACCUCCCUUGGCAUGUAACCAGUUUCUGUUGUUCUGAACUGUUGGUCUCAAUCCCAACACAGAGUUUAAAUGUGCUUAUAAAUAUAGUGAGAUCAAUGGGCUUUAAGAUGAAUUGUGGUUCCUGAAUUUCCCAUAGGUUAUAUUACUUUCCAGAUUAGUUGUUGCCAUGAUUUUAAAAAGUCGUGCAUCUUGGGUAAUGGCCAAGGAUGAUGGGAGUUGCAAUUGAAGGCUGCUUCAGCCUGUAUUGCUGAUAUUCCCAGAGGCCUGAGCUGACAUACAAUGACCUCCCGCAGCAGCAGUCCGGGCUGCCUCAGCUUGCAGACACUGGUUCUUCACCUUUCACCUGCAAUGCAUUCAAAAGUAUGGGCAGGUCCCCCAGGCACACAGAGGCAGUAGCAAUUAAGCACAGCAGUUAAGCGAUUAUUGCAGUUCAGUACAGUUGUACCUUGACUCCCGAAUGCCUUGAGAGUCAAACGUUCCAGCUUUCGAACGAUCAAAAACUGAGUGUUCCAGUUUUCAAACUUUUUUUGGAAGCUGAGCAUCUGGUGCAGCUUCCGCUAUAGUUUCUGGUGCACCUGCGGCUUGUUUUCCAAACAUUUUGGAAGUUGAACGGACUUCUGGAAUGGAUUCUGUUGGACCUCCGAGGUACAGCUGUAGUUGGAAUUCCACCUCCUCUCCAGCUGAUGGUGAUGAGUAUUAAGAUUCUUCUAUUUGACACGGGGAACGAAGGCUGAAAGUUAAUGGCUUGGCAUGAUGGGGUAGCACUACCCUGACCUCCCAAGAGCAGAGUUGCUGCUGCUUACUGCAAGGGACAGUAAACUCUCCCCAUCCCUGAUUAUGGGAUGUGCUGGCACUACUUAGAGCUGGAGUCCAAAAACAUCUGGAGAGUCACUGGUUCCCCACCCCUGAUUUCAUCUCUUUGUGGCCAAGGCAAAAUCUGUACCAGAUAUCGCUGUCGCCUACCUGAUUAAGACCCAAUAUGCUUCUUUCCCCUAUAUAAUGGACUAUUACCACUCUAGAAAAUGGAGUAGGCUACUAGGCAGUCCUCAUAUGGUUCUGCUAGUUACAAUCUUCCUCAAAUGAUCCAGCCUAAGACUGUUUCUAAUCUAUGCAGUAUUGAACAGAAGGCAAGCAAGAUGAUUCCUCUGACUCUUUACCAAGAGGACAGAGUUGCUGAACCUGUUCUGAUCUGAAAUAUCAAAGCGCUAGUAUUGAUUUGCACUUGCAGAUAAUUCUUCUACAAAUGUCAGCUAUGAUACUAAUCUUUACUCUUCAAAACAAGUGAAAUUUAACCUGUUGGGUCUGAGCAGCCAGAGGCAAGAUGAGUCCUUCAUCUUUUUUUUUUGUAACAUCUAUCCUAUAUGAGAUGAGAUGAUCAAUCAAGACACACUCCCCAGACCCUCAGAAUCUUUUUUUUUUGUACCUGGGAUCCACUCUUCUCCUGUAUGAGACGAGACGAUUGAUCGGGGGUUUCACUAGAUGACCCUUGGUUCCCUUCCAACUCUAAGAUUCUAUGAUUCUCUAAGAUUCUAUGAACCAACCCAGACCCACAGAAACGCCUACAGUGACUGUAUUGGUUAGAGACUUUAAUAUGCAUCAUAAACGUGCUUUAAAUAGUGGUUCCAACUUUAAGGCGCUAUUAUGCUUUUUUCCAAGAAAUGACAGACUAACUGCUAUUGUUGUUGCUUAUGGAAUUUUAAGUAAAGUUUAUUUCCUGUGGAAAAAUUAAUAGAAUAUAUUCUUUUUUAAUAAAAGUGAAAACGAGAAGGAAAUGUUCUGAUUCAGAAAGCUACCUUCCCUCUCCUGUCUAAGAAGAGUUACUCAUUAGGCCAUCUCGCUUCUAUCUCUUUGUGGGUGUGAUGUACAACAAUGUACGGAUUGCAUACUCCUGUUUCUCAGAGGAGCCCUAGCCUAGAGGAGAGGUGUGACUGGUUUCCUGGGAUCAGAUUUCUGUUCUCCCAACAGAAAACAGUCUGCUCUGACAAAGGAGGCUUGAAAGGUUCCAAGAUGCUGCUCCAGUUGCUCUCUGUCCUCUGGGAGGCCUUGUCCCUGCAAAUCGUUCUGGUGUUUCUGGCAACAUUUCUACUUCUUGCUGAUUACAAGAAAAGGAUUCGCCCAAGGGAUUUCCCCCCAGGGCCGAGGCCUCUUCCCUUGCUGGGUAAUAUACCACAUUUUGGUGCAAAGGACCCACAUUUGGCAGCACGGAAGGUAAGAAUGAAGGAAUGAACCAGAUGAUGAGAAAACAGGUAACAUUGCAGUGGAAAGGAGCGUAGAAACCUCACUGGAAAAUGAGGCUUAGAUGCCCUAGUCUAGCAUCCUGAUUCCAAGAGUAGCCAGCCAGAGGUCUCUGAGCAGCCCACAGCUGGGGCAUGAAGGCAAAUGCAUCUCCUGUGGUUUGUUCCAUCCAGAUGUGUAUGGCCUCUGAAUCUGGGGGAUCUAUUUUGCCUAACAGUCAUUGGUAACAAACCUGUGUCCACACCUGCCAUAAAAGGUAGGAUGGUUGUUUGCAUGAUUCUAUUUUGUUAGCAGGUUAUUUUCACCACUUCGACCUUUUACCUCUAGCUCUGGGCAGGGGAAAAAUAAAAGUCCAGAGCUAUGAGCCACAUAUUUGCAUGAGUAAGGUAAUGAGCUCUGUCCAGUUCCUUGGUCCACAGGUCAGUUUGCUUUCCUUGUAUUUGACCCUUAUGCUCAAGUAGAUCAUACAAUGCCAAGCAGCUUCGCAGGUGCAGUGUGCGAGUUCAGGUGGGCUGUGGGUCAGGGUGUCUCUUUCCUUGCUCAUGAACUCAGUCCCAAACCUCAGGUCUAAAUUAAGGAACAGCGUGUUUUUAAAGAAAAUAGCAAGAAGAUAAAAUGGACAGAUACUUCUAAGGAAAGCAAAUAUUAAGAAGCUUGCUAUGGUUAAUGUUAGCAGUGAAUUCACAGAGGUGUGUUUGUCCUGUAUUAGAAAGUGGGAUUUUAGUGUUGCAACUCCAGCUCUCGAGAAUCAGUUACCAACUGAAAUCCAACAGCAACCCAACAUGUAUUUAUAUUCCUACAAGAUAAUUUUGUUUAGAUUGUAAGCCAGUAAUUAUGUGAUGAAAUUGUUGUUUUAUUUUUGAAUUUGCUUUAAUGUUACGGGAGCUUGUGUUUGUGUGUCCUAUUCUGUUUUUGUCUCGUGCACUGUUUUGAUGGAUUAGCAAAAACCAUGAGUGAUGCCAUGAAAUCGGAAUAAUUAGCAUCCUUAAGCUUUCUUGUCCUGUUGCUUUAUCUUCAGACCAUGCAUUUCCAGGGCUGCUAAUGCGCUUGCCAGAAUUUGUGGAUUGCAACUCCCAUCAUCCCCCACCGCUGCCCAUCUUCACUGGGUUUCAUGAGAGUUGUGGUCCAAAACACAUUGGCUAUCCCUUGGAGUUGCUGACAGACGGGUAUAGGGUUGCUACCUAUCCUGUGUAAUGCAAGAUCACCCUGUAUUUCAAUGUAAAAUGGGAGGUCCUCAAUACUGGACACAAUGUGUCCUGUAUUUGCUGCACUCCCUCUCCCUGCCAUGUUAGGGAUCCUCUCCAAAUGCUCACCCACACUUCUACGGGAAAGGCAUUGCCAGCUGGGCUAGAGAAAAACGUCUUUCGCUUCUUUCCUUUCCUUUUUUCUCCUUGCUCCCUCUCUUCAUUCCACCCCUGAGGAGGAGCAAGGCUUUCAUGUAGCUGCUUCCAGUUCCCAGCCUAGGAUCACUGAGCCCUAUCUCUCAGAGAUCAACAGGUUCCAAGGCUCUAGGAACAAGUAGUUUUCUGUCAGUGUAGCCCAGAAACUCCAGUUCUGAACAUAGUUAUCUGCAUGAUAUUUGAAAGAGGAGGGUGGGGGAGAGGUAGCUCCCCACAAGUCUUGUCCUUCGCCCCACCACCUAAUAUUCCCUCUCUUUCAGAAAUUUAACACGUGGAACAAAGUCAUCACCUCUUCAGAAUAUGACUCUUUGUUUGUUUAUUGCCCAGGCCUGCAUCUGUUGCUGUGCAGUACUGCAUAUAUGUGAAAAGUCAUGUAUUUAAGCUCUGGGUAGGAAAGCACAGACAGAUUUACAAAUUUGUGUGUAUGUGUGUGUGCUCAUGUGACAAAUUCCAGAGGGGCCAUAGUGUUUGGCUGCAAUAGAUUGUAAUGAAUUGCUUUGAAGUCAUUUCAGCACUAGGUGAAAAAACAACAACCCUCAAUUCCUCCCUCAUCCUCUCCUGUAUUUUGCCAGAACCAAGGUAGUAACUCUAGAGGGCUACAGGGGGUACCUAUGUACAGGACUCGAAGCCAGCAGGGACCCCAAGCUGUCUUUUUGAAAUAAAUCAGACAUUUCUACAGGAAGUUAUAAACAAAACAGUUGAAGCUUCUUGUUGCUGCUGCUGGAUGGAUGGAUGGAGGACACUUGAGUACAUAAAGCAUUUUUCUUGUGUUUACAUUAUUUCCUCCACUCCCUUAAGUGUGCGGCCUUUAUAGAAUAAAACAUAAUUGACUGGCUUGAAAAGGUUUUGCUCAGAAUUAACUCCCUUACAAAAAGAAGGGAGGAAUAUUGUGGUGCCCCACUCAGUUCUCUAUGUCCCAUGUACUUUAGGAUAAGGAUUGUAGUUCUGUUCGCAUGUUAUGUUGUACAUUAUUCUACCCUCCCCCUUUUAUCUUUGCAACGUUAGAGCAUGAUCCUGAGAAAGCCAAGGUUGCAGAUUUGAUCCCCAUAUGGAACAGCUGCAUAUACCUGCAUUGCAGAGGGUUGGAAUAGAUGAUCCUCAGGGUCCCCUCCAACUCUACAUUUCUUUGGUUCUAUGAUCUCUGUGUGGUAGCUAGGCUAAAUUAAUAUAUGUGCAGAAGCAGAAGCUCUUGUCAAUAGAUUGCAGGCGGAGAAUGAAGGGGGUCUGUCCAUGCACAGUGAACUGGGCCCAGGAAACACUUUUGACAUCUCUGCUGCCCCGCUGUAUGUAUUUGAUUGCAACCAAGUCUGCUUGUUCCAUACAGUAUUGGCAUUCUAUAAACAUCAAAAAGGUAAAUUAAUAUAGAAUAUCAAUGUAGACUAUACAGAGAUAUUUUGUUCUCUCUUGCAUUCUUCCUCUCCCUUCAGCUGGCUGAAAAAUAUGGCAAUGUCUUCAGCAUUCAGGUUGGGAAAAUAUGGAUCGUGAUUGUGAAUGGAUUGCAUCUGGUGAAAGAAGCUCUUGUCCAUCAGGGUGAAAACUUCAUAGAUCGUCCAGUUGAUCCUCUUUCCAAGGAAAUCAGUAGGUCAUUGGGUGAGUUACUUUAAAUUACGGCCAAUUGUUUAAAUUUAUUUAUUUCUAGCUCAGAAAUGCGCUUCCGUAUCAUCAUUUGGUAUAACAGCAUAAUCCCAUCAUUUCCUGGUGAAGGUUCCCAUGUAAUCAAAAAGCCAAAAAUAAAUGGAGAGAAAAACAGAAUUAACAUUGAAUAAUCAAGGCCAUAUAAACAGGUACCGUUAAUCCAGAAAAUGAAUGCCAGAGUGGCCUAAAGGGCUUCAAUGCAGAAGGGACAUUUGUAAAAAAAAUAUAUAUUGACUGCUUUACGUGUUCCUAUAUAUUUACUUCAUUUUGUGUAUUUCUAAACAUAGGCUGCCUUUCUAUCAGAGUUCCCAAAAACUUUCAAAGGACAGCAUAAAGGUAGUACAGGGAGCCAGCAACAUUAUGCGGGGUGGGGUGGGGUAGAAUAAAUAAGUAAAUUUGCCAUUUCCACUUACCAUUUAUUCUUUUUUCUUCCACCUACACACCCAGUAGGCUUUCCUUGCUUACCAGGCUUGGGGGAGGUAUCGGGGGGCCCAAGGAAGCCCUUGGGGCUCCUUCCUACAGCCCAGUAGGUAGCUCCCCACUUUGUGGGGUGGUGUUGGCUCUUGGGAUUCCUAGAAUUUGCCUUUGCACACAGACCCCCAGAACCAAACUACCACAUAAUUGGUGGGCCAACUGUAUUCCAAAACGCAACCCAAACAGUAAAAAAACAAAAACAAACCAACCCACAGACAAUAACCAAACAGCAGCAGCAACAGAACUAACGGCAAUCAAAUAAAAACAACCAGCCUGCUUCAGUCUUUCCAAAGCAACACAAACAGGCAAGCAGAAUAACCUAAAGCAAAUAGCCCAUGUUAUAAUUAAAUGUUAAAUGUUCUUCCUUGCAAUAUGCACUUGUUAUUUCUUCCCCUCUAGGAGUGGUCUCCUCUAAUGGUCUCACCUGGAAACAACAGAGAAAAUUUGCCAUAUCAAUGCUCAGAAACUUUGGUUUGGGUAAAAGGACUUUAGAAGAACGAAUACAGGAAGAGAGCCAAUACCUAAAGGAAGCUAUUGAAGCUGAGAAAGGUGCGAAACAGUCAAAGAAGACUAUUUCCUAUGAAAGGUUAAAAAAUGCAUUGGUCAUGGUAUGAAGCUUUCAAGUGCUGCUUUGUGCAAAUGCAGCUCUGCUUUAGAUGGGCAUCAAUGUAAAACUCAGCCCAGGGGUAUAUCCAUUGUGGGUCUUAUUUCUCCCAUAGCCACAAGCCUUGGAUUCAAACAGAAAUCAAACACUGUGCUCUGAAGCUCUCCAGCUUGCUCUUUUACUUCUAGGUCACAUCCCUGCAAAGUCUACCCUAGACUCUCUCACUGCAGUCUGAUGGAGGGGCCUUUCCCCCAAGUGAUCACCUCAUGAGACAGCUAGCCUACCUUAUGUUUUAACGUUUGCUGCCUCCAGGGAUUCAAAAGUGCUAGCACCCAUAACCUCAAAACAACAUAGAUAUAAAAUCUUACAGAACAAUGUGCUAGAAAGCUUAUACCUAUAGCUGUGCAGUUUUCCUUAGCAUGCCCCCCUAAGUAUAAAAUUCAUCCACUGUGCCGUCUAGACAUCCCCUAUCUGAAGAACAUCUGCUGUGCCCCCAUACUCUGUCCAGACCCACCCACUUCCCCCACCUUCUGUUUUUGUUACGUGGAAGCCAUAAGCAGUCUUAUUCCUUCUCCAUUUUCUUCUUCUCUCCCUCUCCAGGGCAGCCAUUUGACCCUCACUUUCAGAUUAAUAAUGCUGUUUCAAAUAUCAUUUGUUCUGUCACUUUUGGGGACCGCUUUGAUUACCAUGACAGUAAUUUCCAGAAGUUAUUGCUCUUCCUUGAUGAGAUAAUAUAUCUUCAGGGAUGUAUGUGGACUCAGGUAGGUCUUCUGGUCCCAGGCACACUCCCACAUUUUUGUUGACUGUUCAUUGAUUUGCUUUCGGCCCUCAUGUUUCUUUAUCAUCUUAUUUCUUUUUUCCCUUUGUGCCUCAUACACCAUCCCAUAUCCCCUUGAAAUCUUGUCUUGUCUUCACAUUAUCUAUUAAAAUACCAAAGGUAGGGCCUGUUUAUAAGCUGGAUUUAAGAUCCAGAGCAUGUCUUGCAAUGAACCCAGUGAUGCAAUCCCAAAGGACAUACACGGCUUAAUUCCACACUCCCCUCUUACCAAUUAGAAUCUGUGAAAGGCCCCCCAUGCAGAUAGGCAUCACCAAAUGAGAAAACUACAUUCAUGGGAAGGCAUCACAUGGAUUGCUACCUCCUUUGAUAGUAGCAUGAUCUGCAACUGUUAUGAGAGGGCUUUCCCUGAACAAAUCUGAUGUUAGUAUUUGUUUCCUCAGAUGUACAACGCAUUUCCCGCUCUCAUGAAGCACUUGCCAGGGCCCCAUCAGACUGUUCUUAAAAACUGGGGACAACUGAAAUCCUUUGUGAGAGAAAUCAUUGAAAAACAUGAAGAAGACCGGAACCCAUCUGCACCCAAAGAUUUCAUAGAUGCCUAUCUAAAUCAAAUGGCCACGGUAAGAAACAAAAAGUAUAGUUUGUGUAGUAGCAGUAAUAGAAAGCAGAGACAAAAUCUAAAGGACCAGAACUUACCCUGUUUUUCAUUGGCUCUGUAUGAAAGCAGCCAAAGAGGUGAGGGUACAUGUGUGUACAAGUGCAUAUACAUGAAUAUGAAAUAAUGUGUAUCCAGGGGUGACCCACCACCACUUGUCCUGAAAUCCACCAGAUUCACAGGGCUGUUGACUUGGCUGUGCUAGAUCCAGGACACUUGUCAGGAAUAGAACUCAUGAAUCUCACUCAUUGUCAUCACUUGAUAUAUAGGACUGAAACUGGGAUGGUGUUUUUAAUGACAGAUGAACCCUUUGGUGCAUUUUCUUUGUUUUAAGGAGGAUGCUGCUUCCAGUUUUCAUAAAGACAACCUCCUACAAUCAACACUGGAUCUCUUUCUUACUGGAACAGAAUCAACUUCCACAACCCUGCGCUGGGCCUUGCUUUACAUGGCCAUUUUCCCGGAAAUUCAAGGUAGAGCCAUCAUUUGCUUACUUGUCUUUGAUUACUUUGGGUUUGGAGUAAAUCUAUUGCAAUUAAGCAAUGUAACCUAUAGGCUAUUAAGUUCAAUUUGUUUUCCAUGAGUAUGACAGACAUUGAAUAGCGCCAGUGCUUUGUUUCUAGAAAAAAAAAAGGUGCCAGUAAUAAUAAUAAUAAUAAUAAUAACAAUAAUAAUAAUAAUUUAUUAUUUAUACCCCGCCCAUCUGGCUGGGCCUCCCCAGCCACUCUGGGCGGCCUCCAUAGAAACCAAAAAUACACUAAAAUAUCACACGUUAAAAACUUCCCUGAACAGGGCUGCCUUAAGAUGUCUUCUGAAUGUCAGGUAGUUGUUUAUCACUUUGACAUCUGCUGGAAGGGCGUUCCACAGGGCGGGCGCCACUACCGAGAAGGCCCUCUGCCUGGUUCCCUGUAGCUUUGCUUCUCGCAAUGAGGGAAGCGCCAGAAGGCCCUCGGCGCUGGACCUCAGCGUCCGGGCAGAACAAUGGGGGUGGAGACGCUCCUUCAGGUAUACUGGACCGAGGCCUUUUAGGGCUUUAAAGGUCAGCACCAACACUUUGAAUUGUGCUCGGAAACGUACUGGGAGCCAAUGUAGGUCUUUCAAGACCAAUGUUAUAUGGUCUCGGCGGCCGCCCCCAGUCACCAGUCUAGCUGCUGCAUUCUGGAUUAGUUGUAGUUUCCGAGUUACCUUCAAAGGUAGCCCCACGUAGAGCGCAUUGCAGUAGUCCAAGCGGGAGAUAACCAGUACACACCAUGAAGUUGUUACAAUAAGUGCCACACUUUUAACAUCCAUUAAAAGGUUGCUGGUGGUUCAUACCAUUGAGUACCACCAGGAAACAAAAGCUGAAUUCCACGGUUCCCUUUUUUGGAUGAGUUCCCAAUGCCAUGUUGGUAUGUUACUAUGUCAGAUACAUAGAUAUAGGAUGGGAGAUAUCUGGCUUGACAGCAGAACAUGUGAAAAGGAUCUGGGGGUCUUAACAUGAAUCAACAGUGUGAUGCAGUAGCAGCAAAAGAAAAAGAAACCCUAAUGCAGUUCUAGGUUGCAUCAACAGUAGUAUAAGAUCAAGUGAAGUAAUAGAACCACUAUGUUCUGCCUUGGUCAGACCCCAACUGGACUACUGAUUUCAGUUCUGGGCACCACAGUUUGAGAAGGCUAUUGAUAUGCUGGAAUGUGUGUGGAGGAGGGUGACACAGAUGAUCAAGGGUCUGGAACCAAGCCAUCUGAGGAACGGUUGAGGGAGUUGGGUAUGGGAGGACAUAUGAUACCCAUCUUCUAAUCUCUGAAGGGCUCUUAUGCGGAAGAUGGAGCAAGUUUGUUUUCUGUUACUGCAGAGGGUAAGACCUGAGCUAAUGGAUUCAAAUAUUAGGAGGAGCUUUCAGACAGUGGAAUGGACCACCUCAGAAGGUGGUGGACUCUCUUGGAUGACCAUCUACCAAGGAUUCUUUAGCUGUGAUUCCUGUAUUGCAGGGGUUGGAAUACAUGACCCUUGGAGUCCCUUCCAAUUCUACAAUUCUAUGAUUCCAUGAAUCCUUGCCUCUAGUCUAAGCUAUAGGUUCAAUAGCAACUACAAUAAGGUAAUUUCAUAGCAAAAUGUGGAAAUGUUUUUGUUCUCUUAGGGAUUCAAAAUUAGAAUGGGAGCUAGGUUGUAUGAAUGAUGUUCUGUGGUCUGCCUCAGGAUAUUUUCUGGAGUGAUUCAAAAAUGCAGUAGGUCUAGACGUAUUAAUAUGUUGUUAUGUAAAUUGAUUAAUUUAUUUUGUUGAAUCAACUCAAGCAAAUACAGAAAGGAGAUACAUAGGGUGGAAUUCAACUUCAAAUUAUGAUUCCAUUUCCUCAUCCCCAGUGUUGAAUAGUGGGUAGACAUAGCAGACAACGCAGCGAUUUCUCCAAAGCAGCUCUUUAUUUGUAAGCUGGAACAGAACUGAGCAGCAAACAGCUCAGCCGGCCUGCUUUUAUACAUUGUAGCAACAACAACCCAGGGUUUCCCGCCUAAAGUAACUGACGUGGACCUGAGUGAAAACUAUAUACAGUGGUACCUCGGGUUACAUACACUUCAGGUUACAGACUCUGCUAACCCAGAAAUAGUACCUCAGGUUAAGAACUUUGCUUUAGGAUGAGAACAGAAAUUGUGCUCUGGCGGCGCAGCAGCAGCAGCGGGAGGCCCCAUUAGCUAAAGUGGUGCUUCAGGUUAAGAACAGUUUCAGGUUAAGUACGGACCUCCGGGACGAAUUAAGUACUUAUCCUGAGGUACCACUGUACACGAUACUCCUAGGGGCCAGGGUGAGAACUUCAAUACAUAACACCAUUACUGUCUUCUCCCACUGUGUGAUGUUCUGGGGGGGGGGGUCCUGAGCUACUAGAGAUUAGGGGAAGUGGGAGGAGAGAGGGGUGGGGAAGUCCCAUUGUGCUGGCACCUGCUGGCACAAACAGCUUAGUUAAGACUCACCAUUGUAUACUUACUGUAAAUGUGUGCUAGUAUUUGAUGUUCAAAUGCAAGAAAUUCAAAUGCGAACCAUAGCAUCCCUUACAAAAAUGUCCUCAAGCUUUGCUUCCUGAAUCAUAAUGUGAUUUAUGCCACACUGAAGCCAGUUAAUAUCAUAGGUGUCUUUCAUUCACAACACUUCGUUUAGCAAGUAGUUGACCAUAAAAUGUACCUCUUUCAACAUGACUUCUAAAUGGAGAUUGUUAACUCAGUUGCUUGCUGUUUUGCAUUUGAUCUGAAUUGAUUAUAUGUAUGAGCUGAUGUUCUUUUAAGUGUUAUAUCAUAUGCAUAUAUAAUUAUUAAUAUGUAACUGUUUUUGUAUAUGUAACUGCUUUAUAUACUUUAACUGUUUUUAAUGUGUGAUUUUUGCUGUGGUUUUAUAAUUUGCUGGAAGCUGCCCAGAGUGGCUAGGGCAACCCAGUCAGAUGGGCAGGAUUUAAAUAAAUCUUCUAUUAUUUUUAUUUUAUUUUAUUUUAGUUAUUAUUUGGACAGGAUUCGCUGAAGGAGUCCUGUCAGCUGAAGCUGUGCGCAUGGACUUCCACUUGUGCAAAAAGGCUUCCCUCCACUCCUCUCCCUGUACUUCUGUCUCACACACCCUGAAAUUGCUUCAAGGAGGUUGUGAGAGGCCACAGAACAGUGCGGAAGGGGAAGGGGGGGACUUUCCAUCUGGCAAGCUACAAUAAACGGUGCAGUCAAAACAAUUCUAUUUAGGCAGUAGAUGGACCAUUCCAACUAGAGAUCUUCAGCUCUCAGUUUUUGUCUGUUCUUCUUGUAUUGAAGCUAAUCUUCUUCAUUUGCAGCCAGAGUCCAAGCGGAAAUAGAUUCUGUGAUUGGCCAGUCUCGCCAGCCAGCGAUAGGUGACAAGGACAGCAUGCCCUAUACCAACGCGGUUGUUCAUGAAGUUCAAAGGAUGAGCAGCAUUGUGGCACUGAAUGUGCCCCGGAUAACAACUAAGGACACAACACUGGCUGGGUUUCAUGUGCCCAAAGUAAAUGUUAAGAACAUAAAGCUCUUCUUGUUUGUUUUUGCUCUUCCAGUAAAAAGCACAAGCUUUUAAUGUUUGAUGUUUUAUUGUGUUUUUAAUAUUCUGUUGGGAGCUGCCCAAAUGGGCUAGGGAGGCCCAGCCAGAUAGGCAGGUUAUAAGUAAUAAUUUAUUUAUUUAUUUUAUUUUAUUUUUAUUAGGCCAUCAUGGUGCCAUCCAGAUGUUGUUGGACUCCAACUGCCAUCAGUUCCUGCCAGCAUGACCAACAGGCAGGGAUGAUGAGGCUGUAUCCCCAAACAUCUGGAGGGCAUCAUGUUGGUAACCUCUGGUCUAAAUACAGAGUUGUACCAGUCUCAGUUUGAAUGGGUAGCUAGUCUGUCAGAAAUUAGCCAGUAUCUGGUGUUGCUAACCCUGAAUUUUCGUAGUCCAGCAGACUUUGAAUGUCUUUUAAAAUCUAUAUUGGAACUGUGCUUUUGUGGGAAAUCUUUGAAUGAAUUACUUAAUAAUGAAAAGUAAAUAUUGCAUUCAGAACAUUUCCUUUCUCUGUCAGGAGAUAUAGGUUUAGUACUGCUGUAAUUUCAAAGAGAAUACUUGAAAGCGCCUUGUCAUUUUUAUCUACUUUCUUCUCUGCUUCUCCUUUGGCAGGGAACCAUAUUGCUCACCAAUUUGACCUCUGUGCUGUUUGACAAGGAUGAGUGGGAAACACCCAAUGAGUUUAAUCCUGGCCAUUUCCUAGAGAAUGGUCAGUUCCGGAAAAGGGAAGCAUUCCUGCCAUUCUCUGCAGGUAACAAAAGUUGAGGAGCUGCUCACCAGAAUCGCAACAGGGCCUAUAUGAUGGCGACUUACUUACUGAGUGCUGGGUAUAUUACUAACUAUAUUGUGCAUUUCAGGGGUCACCAACCUUUUUGGACAGUGAGUACUUUUGGCAUUUAAGAAAGUGCUAUGGGCACCAAUCACAAAAUGGCUGCGCUUGGGGCUGUGGUGUACAAAAAAAUAGUUUUGACAUGACACCCCAGCAAAGUAUGGAUUUUUGAGGGGGUGUUUACUGAGAUCUUUAAUGAGUGCCAAAGGUGGCUCAGACAGUCCUUGAGGGCUAGGGUGUAUUGUUUACAGCAGCGGUCAGCAAGAUUUAUCUUGCCUGGGCCAGAACGGUCCUGCAGAGAUACCUCCCUGGGCUGGAUCGCAUGUGUGCAUGAGCGCGCCCACCUGUGAAUUUCGGUGUCUGCAUCUGCACAGGUGCGAUUUUCAGUGUCUGUUCAUGGUGCCGCGGAAGCAUAUUCCCCUCAGGGAAUAUGAGAAACAUUGUGUGUGCAAGCUUCCCUCUCCAUGUUCACACAGUUGUUUUCUUCUCUGCACCCUGCUUCUCACCAUGCAGCUUAGAAAGUAAGCCACUUGUGGGGGAAAGGGAUCUGUUUCCCUGUGGGUGAAUUGCUUUUGCCCUACCGUCCUCAUCCUUUCAGCUUGCUGUCCUUCCCUCCUUCCAGCUCCUAGCAUUGCUCUUUCCCCCCCACACCCCUUAACCUUACUCUCCGUCUCCUCUCCCAACACCUCAUGUUACCCUCACUGUGUUGUGUUGUGUGUUUGUGACAUUAUGUCUACAUUGUGGUCUGGCCCUUCCCACUGCUUGGUCCCUCCAACAACUUUAUUGAUUGACUGACUGACUGACUGACUGACUGACUGACUUAUUUUUUAUUGCCUGUUCUAAGCUGAAUGUUUUCAGUUAGUCUAAUGCGACCCUUUCUCCAAAAAACAAAACCACAUAUUUCCAUCCUGAUGCAAUUUCCUGAAACAUUUGUAAGAUCUUUUUUGGGGGUCAAGGUGAAUGCAGAGUUUUGGGUUAAGCCAGUUAACUGGAUAUUAACUGAAUGAUAGUUGGUUUUUAUGAUGUUUUCUAUAAUCUAGCAGUAUAUAAAUUUUAUGAAAUAAAUAAAUAAAAUAAAUAAAUCUCCACAUCUUUGAAAUGUGAGAGGGAAGCUGUAAGGUUAGGGAUGAACAGAUCUGCCAACUUUGGUUUCCUUCAUUUUUCCAAUCUUAAAUUCAAUUCUCCAUAUUUCAGCAGCAAUCUGCAAUAGAAAAGAAAACCCAUUUAAGUGCAUGUUUUUCUUAUUGACACAUUUUUAAAGCUCGCUGUGACUAAUUUACCCAAUUUUGUAAACAAUUCCUCUAAUAUAAUGAAUCUUUGUAUGUUCUUUUCUCUAAUAUAUGAAUUUUUUUUACACUUUCCCUUUAUAAGUCUUUUUGUACAAAUGGGUUGGUUGGAGACUGCACUGUAAAUAUGAAAGAAUGGCUGUUUUGUGUGUGUGUAUAUGCAUGCCUGUAUUCAUAUUUAGGGAGAUUGCUAUGAAGAUGUAAACUCUACUAACAUAGUCUCUCUCUCUCUCUCUCUCCCCCCCCCUCCCUCCCUUUUAGGAAAGCGAGCUUGUCUUGGAGAGCAGUUGGCAAGGAUCGAGCUUUUUAUUUUCUUCACUGCCCUACUUCAGAAGUUCACUUUCCAGGCUCCAAAAGGCGUGACAUUAAGCCUUGACCAUCGGUCAGGUCUUACGUUAUCCCCCCAGCCGUACCGGAUAUGCGCAAUCUCUCGCUGAGGGGACUCAUUUUAUGGCACUGCUCAUUAAAAGAAGAUGGUGAAGAAUUUGGCCAGCACUGCCUCCUUAGUUUCUGUCCUUAGGAGGACAGCUCAAUAGUCAUAGCUCUAGUAAUGCAUGUCUGUUGUAUUUAGAAGGCCUCAGGUUCAAUCUACAUGACUGGUGUGUGGUUCUUCUCAUAAAUGAUCUCAAGUAUGUGACUUUUAAAAUUGUCCUGGGGGCACAGCUAGGGCAAUGUCUUAUAAACCAGCAAAGCCUUGUACCUGAACCACUUCAACAUUCAAAUGCCAGAUCAAUAAUUUACUAUUGAGAAAGGUUGCAGAUGUCUGGUAAAUUGUAGACUUUGAUACUCAAGCUGUAGUUGGUCUACAGGUCAUGGCAAAUUUUAAUUUGGUUCAAACAGCUAAUUUAAUGAAAAAGGCUUACUAAAAAAGUUUUUGUAAGUUGGCAGUGCAGAAGCACUGUGUACUUGGGCCAAUUUAGCAAGGGCCAAUCUGUGUACUUGGCAAUCUAGCAAGUUAAUGUUUAUUAGAGACAUCAGUGCUUAUGACAUAGGUGCAUAGAGUGAUUUUAAAAGGAUUGCUAGCCUGGAUCCUUGGGGUGUGCUUAUUUAUAACCCAUCUUUUAAAUGGUAGUCUGCCUUUGUAGGAUAAUUUCUUCAUUCCAAUUUCUAUUCCCUUCUCUCAGGACUUCUCUUCACUAGUGAUAAAAAGUUCUAAAUUGUGUAAUACUUGAUUUGGUAAUAAAGCCUUGAACUUUCAUUUUUGGGCUGGUUGAUUACCCUGGUUGUUCUCCUUGCAUCCCCCUUUGGCAAAGAAAAGAUCCCAUGUGGUGUGUCUGAGGCCUCAUCAACCUUGGCAAUACACUGCAAGAUUGUUGUUUAAAGUUUCCAUUCCAGUUCUACCCCAAACUGAGUCUGUGACAAUAGGCAGUAUCUGCACUAUAUACAUAUACAGCAGUAUCAUACAGUUUUAUACAGUCAUAGAAUCCUGUUAAGGGCAUGGAGAGUUGUGAGGAAACCCUUGUAGGACUACAUCUAAGAUAUAUGGGGUGGGAUUCUGCUUGCACAAGAGGGCUCCCCCCCCCACUCUCCUCCAGGGGAACCCCCCUAAAAACUUGGCUCAGGUGAGAGUAUGGGGUGAGGGGGUGGGAAUCUAUUUGUCUGGCAAUAUGAAAUACUUGCCCUGCUGGAGCUUUUGCACAUUGUUGAAUUCCUCCCCUAAUGUAGAAGUAGCCCUAGAGGGAAGCAGCGAGAAGACACUCUGAAAGGUCAGUGACUAAUUUGUAGAACUAGAGACCUUCCUUUCAAGGGUGGCUUAAAGCCUUCUUUUCCUAAAAAGAACCUGAGUUGUGUCCAUGUUGUGGUCAAGACAGUGGUGGACUUUGGGGUCUCAAAUUUCAAGAGCAGCCUGUGCAAUGCCAAAAAUGGUCUCCCCCCCCCAUUUAUCUCACUCCAUUCUAAAUCACAGUUGCAGCAUCCCUGCCACUCUCCCCUAAAUCUACAUCUGCUCAGGGCCAGCUUGAGAGCUUCUCUCUCUCUUUACCGUCAGCUUGUUCACUUCUGCAUCUUCUUUUCCGGAAGGUGGAGUAAAAUGGAAGGAUAUGAAGUGGACUAGGACCUGGGCAACAAGGAUUCAACUCCUCACUCAGCCAUGAAGCGCACUGGGUAACCUUGGGCCGGUCACUAUCACUUGACUUAACCGACCUCACAGGCUGCUUGUGAUGAUAAAAUGAGGAAGAGAACCAUUAAUGCCACCAUAGGUGGAAUAUAAUCGUAAUAAUUUAAAAGUAAAUAUAAAAUAAAGAAAUAUAAUAUCUCCAGCCAUCCCACCCCAUCCCACAUCAGAUUUUGGAUUGUAGGAGUGGGGGUUGUGUUUGUAGGAAACUGGCUUUAGAAUUGGGAGUUGCUGAACCUGUUCUGGUCUGAAGAUAUCAAAGAGCUAGCAUUGAUUUGCACUUGCAGAUAAUUCUUCUACAAAUGUCAGCUAAGAUACUAAUCUUUACUCUUCAAAACAAGUGAAAUUUAACCUGUUGGGUCUGAGCAGCCAGAGGCAAGAUGAGUCCUAUCCUAUAUGAGAUGAGAUGAUCCAUUGAGACAACCUCCUCAGACCCUUAGAAAGAACUGGAGAAACUUAUUGGUUUAGAGUCUUUAAUAUGUGUCACAAACCUGUUUUAAGUAGUGGUUCCAACUUAAAGAUGCUGUUACACCUUUUUCCAAGAAAUGACAGACUAUUGUUGCUUAUGGUAUUUUAAGCUACAUUUAGUACAUGUGAAAAGGGUGUGUGUGUGUGUUGAAAGUGAAAACAAGAAGGAAAUAUUCUGAUUCAGAAAACUACUCUCCCCCUUCCCCCUAAGAAGAGUUACUCAAUAAGCCAUCUCCUUCAGCCUCCUGGUUGGUGUGAUGUAAAGCAAUAUAUGGGUUGCAAACUUUGCCCUGGUUUCUUACAUAAACAUUUACCAAGAGGAGAGGUAUAACUGCUCUCCUGGGAUCAGAUUUCUGUUCUCCCAACAGAAAACAGUUUGCUCUGACAAAGGAAGGCUUGAAAGGUUCCAAGAUGCUGCUCCAGUUGCUCUCUGUCCUCUGGGAGGCCUUGUCCCUGCAAGUUGUUCUGGUGUUUCUGGCAACAUUUCUACUUCUUGCUGAUUACAAGAAAAGGAUUCGCCCAAGGGAUUUCCCCCCAGGGCCGAGGCCUCUUCCCUUGCUGGGUAAUAUACCACAUUUUGGUGCAAAGGACCCACAUUUGGCAGCGCGGAAGGUAAGAAUGAAGGAAUGAACCAGAUGAUGAGAAAUCAGGUGACGUUGCAGUGGAAAGGAGUGUAAAAACCUCACUGGAAAAUGAGGCUUACAGUAGAUGCCCCAGUCUAGUAUCCUGAUUCCAAGAGUAGCCAGCCAGAGGUCUCUGAGAAGCCCACAGCUGAGGCAUGAAGGCAAAUGCAUCUCCUGUGGUUUGUUCCCAGCAUCUGGUAUCCAGAUGUGUAUGGCCUCUGAAUCUGGGGGAUCUAUUUUGCCUAACAGUCAUUGGUAACAAACCUGUGUCCACACCUGCCAUAAAAGGUAGGAUGGUUGUUUGCAUGAUUCUAUUUUGUUAGCAGGUUAUUCCACCACUUCUUCCUUUUCGCUCUAACUCUGGUCAGAAAAAAGUCACAUAUUUGCUAUGAGCCACGUAUUGCUUGGGUAUGUUAAUGACCAGCUAGCUCUGUCCAGCUCUGGUCCAGAGGUAAGUUUGCUUUUCUCAUGUUCCCCUCUUAAACAGGAUGCCAAACAGUUUCGCAGGUUUGCUUAGACUAUAUACCUGUGGAAGACAGGAGUGCCUGGCGUGCUCUGGUCCAUGGAGUCAUGAAGAGUUGGAAACGACUAAACAACAACAUAUACCUAAUAGAUGUGACACAUAAAACACAACUUUCUGCUUGCUUGCUUGCUUGCUUGGGGUCAGUUAGUGCAAUAGGAUGUUUCUUUUUAAAAAGACACUUUCUGAAUCUAAGGAGGCAGGAAGAGGACAGCAGGAAGCUGGGAAGUCCCAUCAUUUUUUCUUACUUUUUCCUGUCCCCCUCACACUAUGGCACUGAGGACACAAUAUUGGCUAUCCCUCACAACUGCUGACAGAGGGGUACAUAGGGUACAUAUGUACAAGGCUCCAAGCCAACAGGGACCCAAAGCUCUCUCUCUCUCUCUUAAAGUAAAUUAGACAUUUCUAAAGAAACUUAUAAUAAAAAAGUAGAAGCUUCUUGUUGCUGCAAGCCUCAAGCUGGAUGAGUGGAGAGGAACACUUGUGUACACAAAGCAUUUUUGUGUCUAUGUCAUUUCCUUCUUUCCCCUAGUGUGUUGCUUUUAUAGAAUGAAAUGUUUUAAAUUAUUUAACUCCUUUGAAAAAAAUAACUUCAUACUGAGAAGAACAUGAUGAUAUGCAGUGCUCCCUGAUCUUCCACGUCCCACAAAGCCACAACUGGCAAGCAAAUUAAAAUUCCUAUAGACGACGCUUUACUAUAAGGAUCCCCUCACCCUUAUCAAGACUGGAAAAAUGUGUGUGUGUGCUUUUGUUUGUGUGUUUUGUUGUACGUUAGCCUACCCUCCUGCUCUUAUCUUUGCAACAUUCCUGUGUGGUAGGCUGGCCUAAGUUAAUAUACGGUAUGUGCAGAAGCAGCAGCUCUUGCCAAUAGAUUGCAGGAGGAGAAUGGAGGGGGCUGUCCAUGUACUGGGCCCAAUAAACCCUUUUGGCAUCUCUGAUGUCCCUGGUAUAUUUGAGAGAAACCAAGAUUACAUCUUCCAUACAGGCAUUCUAUAAAUAUCAAGCAGGCAAAUUAAUAUAGAAUAUUAAUAAAGACCACAUAGGGAUAUUUUAUCCUGUCUUGCAUUCUUCCUCUCCUUCCAGCUGGCAGAAAAAUAUGGCAAUGUCUUCAGCAUUCAGGUUGGGAAAACAUGGAUUGUGAUUGUGAAUGGAUUGCGUCUGGUGAAAGAAGCUCUUGUCCAUCAGGGUGAAAACUUCAUAGAUCGUCCUAAUCUUCCUUUUACCAAGGAAAUCGCUAGGGGAUUGGGUGAGUUACUUUUAAUUAUGGUCAAUUGUUUAAAUAACAUUAUCUCAUCAUUUCCUAUUGCCUAUCUAAUCAAAAAGCCAAAAAUAAAUAGAAAAAAACCAGAAAUAUCAUUAAAUAAUCAAGACCAUAUAAACAUUAAACAGGUACCAUUAAUCCAGAAAAGCAAUUCCAGAGUGUCCUAAAGGGCUUCAGUGCAGAAGGGACAUUUGUAAAAUAUAUAUUGACUGCUUUACGUGUUCCUAUACGUUUACUUCAUUUUGUGUAUUUCAAACAUAUGCUGCCUUUCCAUCACAGUUCCCAAUUUUUUUCACAGGGCAAAGUUAGUACAGUGGGCUAAUAACCUCCACUUAUUUUACAUAUGGGAGUGCAACCUUAUGUGGGGGGAGGGUAAAUAAAUAAAUGGUGGGGGACACUUUCCAUGCACGCUCUUCAUUUCCUCCCACCUGCACACUCAGUAGAUUUUUGUUGCUUACUGGGAAGUCCAUUCCACUGUCAAACAGUUCUUACUGUCACAAAGUUCUUCCUGGUGUCUAGUCAGAAUCUCCUUUUUUGUAACUUGAAGCCAUUGGUUUGGGUUCUCCAGAGAGGGAGAGAACAAACUUCCUCAAUCUUCCAUGUGACAGUUCUAAGAUGGUUAUCAUAUCUCCUCUCAAGUUUCCUCUUUUCCAGGCUAAACUUGCCCAGCUACCUCAGGCAUUGCUCAUAAGACUUCUGUUCUAGACCCUUAAUCAUCUUGGUUGCCCUGCUCUGCUUGCUAUUUCUUCUCAUCUAGGAGUGUUGACCUCUAAUGGUCUUACCUGGAAACAACAGAGACGAUUUGCCAUAUCAACACUCAGAAACUUUGGUUUGGGUAAAAGGACUUUAGAAGAACGAAUACAGGAGGAGAGCCGAUACCUAAAGGAAGCUAUUGAAGUUGAGAAAGGUGCGAACCAGAGUCAAAAAAGCCUAUUUCAUAUGAAAGGUUAAAAAAUACAUUUGUCGUGGUAUGAAGCUUUCAAGUGCUGCUUUGUGCAAGUGCAGCUCUGCAUAAGCUGGGACAUCCCCAUGGUUAGAUGGGUGUCAAUGCAAAACUCAGUCCAUUGUGGCACGUAGGAGUUCAGCUGCCAUUAAAAUGCAGAAGCCUCUGCUAAGGUCAGGCUCCAUGUAUGCAGUGAGACCUGCAGUUGAAACCCAAAGUCACUUAACUAGUAUAGGAGAGCAACAGAAUUGGUACGCUGUGUGUUUUGAGGGAAGUGUGCCGAUUUUGAUAGCUUUGACAAAGUCACAAAUGGAAUUUGUGCAAUAGUUCCUGUGUCUAUUUUCUGUCUCUGUCAUUUUUGCAGGCCUUUGUUGCCAAACCUACUGCCUUGGCAAAACAUUGUUGCACACACACGAACCUCCAAGCAGUGUGAGAUUUCCCAGCCUUUGUGUUUCCUUUUUUGAAGAGACUAAUGUCCAUUUAUGAUAUAUGGUUUAUUUACACACGUAUACAACAUGAACCUAGGAUGGGGCAAGGGAGUCACAAUAUUAACACUCCCAAUGGGAGUGCUUGCAGUCUCCCACAGAGGUCCUUUCCUUUGUUUCCCAUAAUAGCCCAUCCCCCAGGUAAUCACCUCAUAAGGAAGGUAGCCUGGCUUAUGUUUUAACACUUGCUGCAUCCAGGGAUUGAGGGGGUCUGGCCCCCACAACCUCAAAACAACAUCUCACAGAACAAUGUGCUAGAUAGCUUAUACCUAUAGCAUGUGCCACUAAGAGUAUAAAACUCCAUCACUGCGCCAUCUAAACAUCCUCUAUCUGAAGAACCUCUGCUGUCCCCCCCAUACUCUGUCCAGACCCACCCACUUCCCCCACCUUCUGUUUUUGUUACAUGGAAGCCAUAAGCAGUCUUAUUCCUUCUCCAUUUUCUUCUUCUCUCCCUCUCCAGGGCAGCCAUUUGACCCUCACUUUCAGAUAAAUAAUGCUGUUUCAAAUAUCAUUUGUUCUGUCACUUUUGGGGACCGCUUUGAUUACCAUGACAGUAAUUUCCAGACGUUUCUGCGCUUCUUUGAUGAGAUAAUGUAUCUUCAGGGAAGUAUUUGGAUUCAGGUACAUCUUCUGUGAGAUCUUAUGGGUAACCACAACAGAGUCGCUCUGGUUCCAGGCACACUCCCACAUUCUUGUUGACUGUUCAUUCAUUCGCUUUGGGCCAUCAUUGUUCUUUAUGUUCUGAUUUCUUUUUCUCCCUUGAACUUGUAAUUCAAGCAUCUCACCCCAUACCAAGUCCCUUUGACAUCUUGUUUUUAUUUAACAUUGUCUAUCAUAAUACUGAAGACGUAUGGGUGUCUUCAGUAUUAUAAGGCAGGCAUCACAACUAAAAAUCAUGUGCUAUGACACAUUUUAGGCCUUUAAGUGGGGAAUCACAUGAGUAACUAAAUAAAAUCAAAGAAUUUGGACAAGUAGCAUAUAUCAUGAGAAGGCUAGUUAGUUUUAUUUUCCAUAUUGGGAACAUUCUCACACUGUGCUGGAAUAUUUAUGUAGCUAAAUAACACUGGGUAUUGAGUGGUGUUCAUAAGCAGGACUUAAGAUCCAGAGCAUGUCUUGCAAUGAACACAGUGAUGCAAUCCCAAGUAACAUACACAGCUUAAUUCCAUACUCUCCACCUACCAAUUAGAAUCUGUGAAAGGCCACUCCAUGCAGAUAAGCAUCAUCAAAUGGGAAAGCUACAUUGGCAUCAUUUUCCUGAUAUCAUCAGGCAAGGUGCAUGCAUUUUUCAAACAGGUAGCCAUCUUCAUGGGAAGCCAUCGCAUGGAUUGCUACCUCCUUUGAUAAGAGCAUGAUCUGCAACUGUUAUGAGAGGGCUUUCCCCGCACAAAUCUGAUGCUAGUAUUUGUUUCCUCAGCUGUACAAUGCAUUUCCCACUCUCAUGAAGCACUUGCCAGGGCCCCAUCAGACCGUUAAAAGAAACUGGGGAGAACUGAAAUCCUUUGUGGGAGAAAUCGUUGAAAAACAUGAAGAAGACCGGAACCCAUCUGAACCCAGAGACUUCAUAGAUGCGUACCUGAAUCAAAUGGCCACGGUAAGAAACAAAAAGUAUAGUUUGUGGUAGUAUUAAUAGUAGUAAUGGUUAAUAAUAGAAAGCAGAGACACAAUCUAAAGGAUCAGAACCUACCAUAUAGUUUCCAUUGGCUCUGUAUGAAAGCAGACAAACUGGUGAGGUGUUUGUUUGUGUGUUUGCACACACACACACACACACACACACACACACACACAAAAGUGAAUAGGAAAUAAUGUAUAUCACCACUUGUCCAGUGCCUGAAUUUCACCAGAUUGACAGGGCUGUUGACUUGGCUGCGCUAGAUGCAGGACACUCGUCAGGAAUAGAGCUCAUGAAUCUCAUUGCUAUCACUUGAUAUAUAGGACUGAAACUGGGGUGGUGUUUUUAAUGACAGAUGAACCCUUUGGUGCAUUUUCUUUGUUUUAAGGAGGAUGCUGCUUCCAGUUUUCAUAAAGACAACCUCCUACAUUCAACACUGGAUCUCUUUUUUGCUGGAACAGAUUCAACUUCCACAACCCUGCGCUGGGCCUUGCUGUACAUGGCCAUUUUCCCGGAAAUUCAAGGUAGAACCAACAUUUGCCUACUUGUCUUUCAUUACUUUGGGUUGCACUCAACAAAUCCUCUAUUGAAAUCAAAGUAUCUGACUUAUUGGCUAUAUAACUUCAAUGUGCCUGCUGUAAAUUUGACUAACAUUGAGUACCAACCACCCUUCUCUUUAUCGAUCGAUUCCCAAUGCCAUAUUGCUAUGUUACUUUGCAAUAUAUGUGCUGUUGUUCUUUUAAGCUGUUGUGUAUUAAAAAUGUGAGAUGAAAGCAUCCAAAACGCUAAGUAAAGGGUUAUUGCUCACAAGGGCUGUAGAACUCUGUGAUGUCAUAUGUCUGAGGUUACUAUUUUCUGUUGGUUCAGUUUUGGCAGUUAUUAACAGUCUUAACAGCUAGGGCAGCAGUUAUGUUCUGUGGUGUUGCUGUCUGUCUCAAAGCUAGUCAGUGUGUAGCACCCUUAGUCAUUCUUAGAUACAAAUCUAUGUAAUAUGUAUUAGUUAACAUAAGUAACACCUACCUGAAUUGUAUGUUUAAUCUAACAAGGGCAAGUACACUGAGUAAAAGUUAUUCAAACUUUUAAAAAGACUGUAUUGUGUAGUUUUUAUAGGAGGGAAAAGGCAAAGGGUCAAACGACUUGGGCUGUCUUCCACAUAACUCUGUAAAGUUUAAUUCCCACAAAAAAUUAUAUAUGCAUAUGCUAUAAAUGUUUUUAUAUAUAAAAGCAGAAGCUCUGUGCAAGGACUUCACUUGUGCAACAGAGCAUCUCGCCACUGUACUUCUCUCUCACGCACCUUCAGAUUGGUCCAAGGAGGUUGGGAGAGGCCACAGAACAGUGCAGAAGGAGAAGGGGAAAGGGAACUUUCUAUCUGGCAAACUGCAAUUCUUCCGUUUAAUGAGCAAUCAGAAGAGCAAGAAUUUCCCCCAUAUGUUUUUAUUAUAUUGCAAAUUACUUUGGGGUGCCCACCGGGAAGUGAUCCUUAACUGAACUGGAAUGAUAAGAAAAUAAUUAAUAAAUGGUGCAGCCAAAACAAUUCUGUUUUGGCAGAAGAUGUACCAUUCCAACUAAAGGUGGGGAAAAAGGAGUCUUGAAUAAAUGCUUGCAUUCUGGUGGCAAAGGGCACCCAGAGGUGGAACGACGAGAUGGGCCUCCUCUGCAGAUAUUAUUUUAUGUCUGUUCCUCUUCUAUUUAUAGCAGAUGUUCUCUCUCUUUUUGCAGCAAGGGUCCAAGAGGAAAUAGAUUCUGUGAUUGGCCAGUCUCGCCAGCCAGCGAUGGAUGACAGGGACAGCAUGCCCUAUACCAAUGCGGUUGUUCAUGAAGUUCAAAGAAUAAGCAGCAUUGUGCCUUUGAAUGGGCCCCGGAUGACAGCUAAGGACACGACACUGGCUGGGCUUCAUGUGCCCAAAGUAAAUGUUAAGAACAUAUUGCUCUUCUUGUCUGUCUUUGCUCUUCCAUUAAACUGCACACACUUUAAUCCAAAGUUUAAACUAGGGGUAGCCAACAUUGUGCUGUCCAGAUGUUGUUGGACUCCAACUGCCAUCAGUUCCUGCCAGCAUGGCUGAUGGGCAGGGAUGAUGAGGCUGUAUCCCCAAACAUCUGGAGGGCACCAUGUGGGAACCUCUGGACUAAAUACAGAAUUCUACCAGUCUCAGUUUGAAUGCGUAGCUAGUCUGUCAAAAAUUAGCCAGUAUCUGGUGUUGCUAACCCUGAAUUUUCGUAGUCCAGCAGAUUUUGAAUGUCUUUUAAAAUCUAUAUUGGAACUGUGCUUUUGUGGGAAAUCUUUAAAUGAAUUACUUAAUAACGAGAAGUAAAUAUUGCAUUCAGAACAUAUUCUUUUUCUGUCAGGGGGUAGAGGCUUAGUACUGCUAUAAAUUCAAAUAUAUGUGAAAGCGCCUUGCCAUUUCUAAUCUACUACUCUGCUUUUUAUUUGGCAGGGAACCGUAUUGUUCGCCAACUUGACCUCGGUGCUCUUUGAUGAGGAUGAGUGGGAAACACCCAGUAUGUUUAAUCCUGGCCAUUUCCUGGAGAAUGGUCAGUUCCGGAGAAAGGAAGCAUUCCUGCCAUUCUCUGCAGGUAACAAAAGUUGAAGGGCUAUAUGAUGGCAGCUUAGUUACUGAGAGCUUGGUAUAUUGCUACCUAUAUUGUGUAUUGCAGUGGUCACCAACCUCCUUGAGCCAGUGGGCACAUUUGGCAUUUAAGAAAGUGCUGUGGGCACCAGUCACAAAAUGGCUGCUCUUUGGGGUGUAUGGUAUAACACAAAAUGGUGUUGACACUAGCGCAGUGUGGAUUUUUGAGGGGGUGUUUCCUGAUAUCUUUCAUGAGCAGCCCACAGGGAGUUAGGCUGUAUUGUUAAAGUGUUUUCUUCACUGCACCAUGAGAAUAGGAGCCUGCUUCUCACUACACAGUUCAGAACGUGAGCAACUUCUGGGGGAAUUAUUAACUGAAUCAUAUUUAUGAUGUUUUCUACAAUCAAACGGUAUAUAAAUUUUAUGAAAUAACUAAAACCUGUUUGCCUUCUUCACAUUUUUGGAAUGUGAGAGGGAAGCUGUAAGGCUAGGGAUGGAUGGAUCUGUCAACUUUGGUUUCCUUCAUUUUCCCAAUCUUACAUUCAGUUUCCCACAUUUCUUUUUUUAAAAAAAAUGAUAUUUAUUACUUUUCAAACCGUUUCAACACAACACUACAAACAAGAAAAGAAAAAAAGAACAAUACAAAUACAAUACAAAAACACUACAUACAAAACAAAACAGAAACAAACAAAUACAAUUUAAAAACACCUCAAACAUUUUCAAUAUCUUAUCUUUCAUUCGCUUAUUUCCAGCGACCUCCUCAAACCUCCCUUUUUGUAAUCCACUUCUAUUAAUUGUUUCAGCAAUUCCUUUCCAUCUUCCUCUGUUUUCUAUCCUAUAAUUAUCUUAACACAUUCUUGCCUUAUUUUUUCCUUUAAUUUUCUAUUAAUCUAUUUAUACUUAAUUCCUUAUAACAUUUCUACUAAAGCCAUAUAGCUUCAUUCCAACAUUCUUCUAAUAUUCAUUAAUUUUACAAUAUUUCUAUAAAUAGUCUUUAAACUUUUUCCAGUCUUCUUCCCCUGGCUCUUCUCCCUGGUCUCGGAUCUUGCCAGUCAUUUCCGCCAAUUCCAUAUAGUCCAUCAACUUCAUCUGCCAUUAUCCAACACUUCAGUGCUUUCAAGAAGCAGCCAUUCUCUCAGCCAGCAAAAAGCAGAUGGUUCACAACAAAGUUUAGGGGUCUGGCAGGGCAAAUCCACCUCCUUCUUUGGCAUCCGUCAAUAUCUUAAAUUUUACUCGAGGCUUCCUGCCCUGCCAAACAAAUCUAGAGACGUCCCUCUGCCACCUCCUGAAACAAUCCAUCCCAUCCAAAGCUUGCAAUGUUUGAAACAAAAGCAACAUCCCUGACGACACAGCAACCCUCAUCCCCACCACAGCAACUCUGCCCAACAAUAACGACUUCAGAUUUGUCCAUAUUUCCAAAUCCCCCUUCUCUUCAAUCCAACGUCCUUCACAGUUAUCCUUGAAUAAAUUCACAUUUCUGGCGGUCAUACUAACCCCCAAAUACCUCUCUUUCUCAACCAAUGUCAGUCCUGUCUCCUCCUGAAACUCUGUCAAGCUUUCCUUUUCCUCAGGUAGGGCUCUGAUCCCCAAAUUCAUCUGUUUCUCUUUAAGUUCAGUCAUAACAAAUGUCAGCUUAUGUUCAUCAAGUUGUCCUUGUAUGGAUGGGACUCUCUCUCUCUCCAGUUGUAUUGCUUUACAUUCAGCAGCAAGGGUUUCCUCCUUGACUUCAUCCGCAGUUUGCCGUAUCAGAGUAGAUUCCUGUAUCAAUUUCUGGAUGGUUUCUGUAUUGGUAUUCACCUUUUGUCCCAGAUUAUUUAAACUUUUUACUAUUAAGUCUAUUUUAAUAUUUGCAGCAUCCACUUUCACAUUUAUCACAUCUGUUUUCUUGUGAAGCUGUUCCAGCGAAUCGUUUAUUUUCACUAAUACGACCGCUAAGGCCUCUUCUGUUGACAUUCUGUCUAUUUUUUCCUUUCCAUUUGCCAUAACACUUAAGAGAUUCAAGGUCAAUCCCAGAGUCUCACAGUUUUUUUAUCUUGCAGCUGGAAAUUCCCCGAGCCCAGCUCCUGUAAAGCAACCAAUUUCAAAAGCUUCCACUAGGGGAAAACAGUUUCUAUUUGUAUCAGUAAAAUCCUCUUUUAAACACAGUUCCAAUAAUCCAAAGUUAGUUUCAGUUUUCAGUUACUUUUACUCCUUUUUUUUUUUAAGAACAGCCAGAGACAGUAGAAACAAUGUAUUCUCUUGUUUAGCUACCUGUCAAUGAACGUUCUAAUCGCUGUCAAUGAACAUUCCAAAAGACGUCAAUCCUGCUAGCAGCCCGUUUCCAGGGUCAGAGUGGCGGUAUUUUAACUCUCUUAACUCUCUCCUACAGGCAUAUUCAGUCCACCACUUCCCCCCCUCUUCUCCUGUCUCCAAAGGAGGGGGUUUAGUUCUUUGCCGAUGGAGAUUUAGUCUUUUACAAAAGGCUUUCCAAGACUUCAGCUUGCAGGCUCAUUGCUUUAGUUUAUUUACAAAAGGGGAGGCAGACUUCCUGUAUUGAACCUCCCCGUUUCGAUGCCAAAUUAAACGUUUAAAAAUCCAAUUCUCCCACUUCAGCUCUACUCACGGGUAAUUACUUUAGAGUCAAAUUGUCCACAGGAAAAAGUCAGUGCUCUCCGGCAACAGCUAUGCGGCUUCACUCCGUGGAAGAAGCAGACGAUUCGAAGCACUGCGCCACUCACCCCACGUCACUCUGGAUCCCCAAAACCGGGUUUCCCCGCGAGUAGGGGAGGCGCAAAAGGUGCCCGCCGAAUCCCACGUUCACAGGCUUCUCCCGCCUGUGAUUUUUUGCGGGUCUCUGCCUUCGCCGUGGCGGCCAGACCCAAAUUCCCACGGGGCAAAUUCCUCCCGAUCAGAGGAAUUCAGCCAUUACCGGAGGCACCUCCCUGGAAGUCCCAGUUUCCCACAUUUCAGCUGCCAUCCGCAAUUGAAAAGAAAACCCAUUUUGGUGCAUGUUUUUCUUAUUGACACAUUUUUAAAUCUCACUGUGACUAAUAUACACAAUUUUGUAAACAAGUCCCCUAAUAUAAUGGAUUUUUGUAUGUUCUUUUCUCUGAUAUAGGCAUUUUUUUUUACACUUUCCCUUAAUAUGCAUUUUUGUACACAUUGGUUGGUUGGAGAACAACACUGUAAAUUUCAAAGAAUGGCUGUAUUUUGUGUGUGUUCAUGUAUUGGUUUGAGAAGUAUGAUUUACAGAGAUUGCUAUGAAGAUGUAAACCAGGGGUAGGCAACCUAAGGCCCGUGGGCCAGAUGUGGCCCAAUCGCCUUCUCCAUCCGGCCUAUGGACGGUCCGGGAAUCAGUGUGUUUUUACAUGAGUAGAAUGUGUGCUUUUAUUUAAAAUGCAUCUCUGGGUUAUUUGUGGGGCAUAGGAAUUUGUUCAUUCCCCCCCCCCAAAAAAUAUAGUCCAGCCCACUACAUGGUCUGAGGGACAAUGGACCAGCCCAUGGCCGAAAAAGGUUGCUGAACCCUGAUGUAAACUCUCUACUAACAUAGUCUCCCUCUCUCUCUCUCUCUCUCCUCCCCUUUUAGGAAAGCGAGUUUGUCUUGGAGAACAAUUGGCCAGGACUGAGCUUUUUCUUUUCUUCACUGCCCUACUUCAGAAGUUCACUUUCCAGCCUCCAAAAGGCGUGACAUUAAGCCUUGACCAUCGGUCAGGUCUUACGUUAUCCCCCCAGCCAUACCAGAUAUGCGCAAUCUCUCGCUGA